AUGGAGAGUCCUCUGCUGGGAGAGACUAGCGACUCCAGCUACCAGCGGCCGGAGCACUUCUACCGCCGCGCCGACGCCAUCACCUACGGCUCCAAUUUCCAGAAGGCCGCUGCUCUCGUUGAUCUGGCGGAAGAUGGCGUUGGUUUGCCUGAGCAAAUUCUUGACCAUUCAAGCUUUGGAACUGCUGCCAAGUACUACUUCGUGUUUAUCAAGUUCGACUUCAUCUGGACGCUUAAUUACUUUGCUCUCAUUCUCUUGAACUUCUUGGAGAAACCGCUGUGGUGUGCAAAUUGUGCUGAUGAUUGCUGCAAAGACAGAGGUUACUUCUAUCUUGGACAGCUGCCUUACUUGAACACUUUGGAGACCCUUAUCUAUGAGGUCAUAACUUUCAUUAUACUCAUAGCUCACAUUUUCUUUCCACUUUUAUAUGAAGGCCCCCGGAUAUUCUGGAAAAAUCCUUUCCAUUGGUUUAAGGUUGUUUGCCUUGCAAUUCUGGUUGCUGAUUUACUAGUUUAUGGCCUCUACUUGUCACCUGUGGCCUUCAGUGUUCUUCCUGUCAGGAUUGCGCCUUAUAUACGAGUUGUCUUUCUCAUUCUGAGUAUCAGGGACUUACAGAAGAGUAUCGUGAUUCUGGCUGGAAUGCUGAGAACAUACAUAAACAUCUUGGCUUUAUGGCUUCUGUUUCUUCUGUUUUCUAGUUGGGUGGCCUUUGUCAUGUUUGAAGAUACUGAGCAGGGGAACACAGUUUUCACGUCAUAUGCAAUCACAUUGUACCAGAUGUUUAUCUUAUUUACAACAUCAAACAACCCGGAUGUUUGGAUACCUGCAUAUAAAGCUUCACGCUGGUACGCCCUUUUCUUUGUCCUCUAUGUGCUGCUAGGAGUCUACUUCGUCACCAACUUGAUUCUUGCCGUUGUAUAUGAUAGCUUCAAAAAUCAGCUCGUGAAACAAGUUGCCGAGGCAGACAACAUGAGGAAAAGAACAUUAAUGAAAGCCUUCAGUCUCAUUGAUAAGUUUAAUGUUGGUCAUCUUGAUAAAGAACAAUGCAUCCGUUUGUUUGAAGAGCUUAAUCAGUACAGGACUUUGCCAAAAAUAUCAAGAGAAGAUUUUGAAUUAAUAUUCAGUGAACUGGAUGAUAGUGGUGACUUUAAGAUAAACUUAGAUGAAUUUGCCGACCUCUGCCAUGCUAUUGCUUUGAGAUUCCAAAAGGAAGAUGUUGCAUCUUGCUUUGAGUACUUCCCUACAGUCUAUCAUGCACCAUUCUCAAAGAAGCUGAAGACCUUUGUGCGAAGCCCCGUAUUUGGCUACAUAAUAUCCUUCAUUCUUGUGGUCAAUCUUGUUGCUGUUAUUAUCGAAACAACGCUUGAUAUAGCAGACAAUUCUGGUCAGAAAGCGUGGCAAAUUGCGGAGUUUGUAUUUGGGUGGAUGUAUGUGCUAGAAAUGGCCCUGAAAGUUUACUCAUAUGGGUUCUCGAACUAUUGGAGGGAUGGCCAAAAUCGUUUUGAUUUUCUCAUCACACUUGUCAUCGUUAUUGGUGAAACUAUAACAUUUGCAACUCCAGAUGGUCUAACAUUUUUCACGAAUGGAGAAUGGAUUCGUUACCUCCUACUUGCCAGAAUGUUGAGAUUAAUAAGGCUGUUGAUGUAUGUUCGAACUUAUCGAGCUUUUCUUGCCACAUUUUUAACCCUCAUUCCAAGUCUGAUGCCAUAUUUGGGAACAAUAUUUUGCAUUCUAUGCAUAUAUUGUUCUCUUGGGGUACAGAUCUUUGGCGGAAUCGUUAAUGCUGGGAAUCCAAACUUGGAGGCCACGGAUCUUGCUGGAAAUGAUUACUUGCUUUUCAAUUUUAAUGACUAUCCGAAUGGGAUGGUGACCCUCUUUAAUCUGCUGGUUAUGGGAAAUUGGCAAGUCUGGAUGCAGAGUUACACUGAAUUGACGGGGAGCCGUUGGACUGUUGCUUAUUUCAUCAGCUUCUACCUAAUUACUGUUCUGUUGCUCUUGAAUUUGGUUGUUGCUUUUGUCUUGGAGGCGUUCUUCGCUGAAAUGGAACUUGAAGCAUCAGAAGAGAAUGAUGAGGAGCCCAGCACCACAAAGCCCCGUUCCCGAUAUUUAGGCACUAAAACUCGAAGUCAGAGAGUUGAUAUACUUCUCCAUCAUAUGUUGAGUUCAGAGCUGAGCGAAACAGCCGCCUGCUGA
This is a messenger RNA of Linum trigynum, 2193 nucleotides long. The record is from the annotation of a GenBank genome assembly. NCBI's taxonomy places the organism in Eukaryota, Viridiplantae, Streptophyta, Magnoliopsida, Malpighiales, Linaceae.